Molecule: messenger RNA, 3057 nt
Organism: Oncorhynchus mykiss (rainbow trout)
Lineage: Eukaryota; Metazoa; Chordata; Actinopteri; Salmoniformes; Salmonidae
Biological process (GO): positive regulation of transcription by RNA polymerase II
Cellular component (GO): mediator complex
Molecular function (GO): transcription coregulator activity; DNA binding
Source: RefSeq, a predicted model, not a curated record
GAGUGAAGAGCAGAUAUCUCAACUAGCAAGCAAGUCGCAGCAAUGUGGGGGGAUUUUCGGCACAACACCCGCCAGUGGGCUUCCUCUCAAAACGCCAAGCGGAUGCUUCACAUUUAUACAUCCGGUGAAAUAUCUGUCUCAUUGUUCUAUCUGCAGCUUAGCGAUUUCGACGCAUACAUCGGUGCUCCGGUGUCAAACGUAACAUCACUACGUAUUACUUCUGUCUAGCUAGUAGUGUAAUCGUGUGUGCGAGACUGGUGUUUUGUUGUUCGUAUCUUCUAAUUUCGACAGAAACGUGCAAUCGGGUGGAGAGAAUGUCAAGGCCACGAUCGCCACAUUAUUCUCACAGAGGCAGUCCACGGAGGCAAGAUGCCCGGAGGUUCCCUUGGGACGACCCAGACUUCGACCCCCAGCAGGUUUUGGCUGACCUGGGCAGGCUGCCCUGGGAAGAGAACCGCAACCCUGGGGAGUCUCACGAGGACCAGUGGGUCCGCUUCAUGGACGAGAUCCACCCAGAUGGCCACAGAAGACCUAUGCCUAGAGGGAGCCUUCGGCCAAAGGGCCACAGAAGACCUAUUUCCCCAGGUCUCCACAGGCCUGACCAACACCUCCCCCCAGAGGACUUCCACCAUUGCAGGACCCCACCGCCCCCCCACGAGCUGGGCUACGCCGAGCGCAGGAGGCUCUCCCCCCAUGAUGGAGGAGGGGGUGGCAGAGGAAGAGUGAAAGAAGAAUUCCAAAGAUGCGAAGGAAAGCUGCCCCCCUCCCCGCAGAGGCUACCCAGAGAGAGGCUGCCAUCACUGGCCCCGCAGCACACUCACUACAGUCCUAGCCACCACCAGAGAGCGCCCUCUGCAGGUUGGAGGAGAGAAGAGGGGGACUAUAGCCAGGAGAGGUCCAGGGACCGCAGCCCCAGGGAGAGGGUUCAGGGUGGGGGGAAGUGGGAGAGGCGGGGUGAGGGUGGAGAUUCUCCCGGUUCCUAUAGAGACAGGAAGAGAGACGACAUGCAAAGAGAGUGGAGCACCAUCUCUGACCGGAACCGGAGGGAAACUGUUGAACCGGUGAAUCCUGGGUACGGGAGGGAGACAGAGUUUAGGGAGCGCCGCCCCUCGUUGGAGAGGCCCCGGGAAGGGUACGGAGGAGGGAGGCCACUGGGGCGCAGUGGCCCCCUAGGGGGCCACAAUGGCCGGGGGCCUAAAGCCCUCAUCGUGGAGCAUGAACAUGGUAUUAUGAACAGCGGAGGGCCAGAACCGUACCACAACCACAGCCACGACCGGAGCCACAGCCACGACCGAUUCAGUCACCAUCACAACCGGGUCGGAGCCUCUGAGGAUCGGUUCAGGAAGUCAGGCAGCAGGUCCAAUACUAGAGAGGAGGCCAGGCGCCAGCCUGCACAUGAGAGGAGGGGGCCUAUACAUGAGUCCAAAAGGGGCCCUGUCCAUGAAAAUAGGAGGGGGCCUAUACAUGAGUCCAAAAGAAGCCCUAACCGUCAGGGGAGAGCCCGGCCUAUAGGCUUCCAGGAUAGAGGUAGUCCCACGGAUCCCAAGGCCAGAAACAGUACAUUCUGUGGGGCAAGGGAGGCCCCAGCCCGGGGUGGCAAGAGACAGAUAGGGCCCUCCAGGAACCAACCCCAGCCUCUCCUCCAGGGACAGCAGGGGUACCAACCACGGGGUGCCAACUCCCAGCACUCCCCUCCGGCGCACCAGAGGUACCAACCCAGGGGAGAUGACUGGGACAUGGAGCCCAGAGAGGAGGAGCCCGGCUGGGCAGAAGAGAGCGACAUGGAGCCCCGCUGGGAGCAGGAUCAGGGACAAGGGCCACGAGGAGGCCGGCCACCGGCACGGUGCAGGAUGGGACCCAGGAAACCUCAGCUUAGAGAUCUCAACCCCAACUGGAACCAGCAGCAGAACGACAUGGCAAUGCCUCGCAUAGGCGCCGGCAAGGAGGAGACACUCACCAUCAAAGUGGACAUGAAGCGCACCAUGGGCCAGAACAGCCAGCUGUGCUACUCUUCAGACCGCCAGCUGUCGUUGGAUCUGGUCAAUGUGGGCCGCCAGCGCCUCGACUUCCUACCCAUGCUAGAGCAUUCUGGGACUUACCGGGAGUCCACAAUGCACUCUGGGACUUUUGCCCAGGAGAUCAUCACCCUGGUGCACCAGGUCAAAGAGCAUUACUUUAGGGGUGAUAGUGUAAAGCUGACCGAGCGUUUCUGUGGCGCCCAAGAUGGUCUGCCUGAGGAGGAGCAGGAGGAAGAGAGGCCUACUCUGAACAGGCGGUUCAAAAUGAGUCUGUCAGAGCCAGAGAUGGAACCUCUCUUCUCCAAAGUUGGCCGCAUGCAGAAGCAGCAGCAGGCGGUGAGUGACCCAGGAGACCUGAGACAUGACCUGGAGAGGAGGAGACAGGAGAGGCUGGAAGGGGUGAAGGUCACCAUCCCUGGAGGCAGGCUCUCACAGCGCCCCCUGGUUGCUGGGAGUGACCAUCAUGAGGAGUAUGGUAGUGGGGAAGAGGAGGUUCAGGAGGAAGAGGAUGGCUUCUCUUCAGGAUGGCCAGGCCUACCACAGAGAGGAGGGAAGUGGCCCGGAGAGAUGAGGAGAGGAGGCAUAGUUAGACAAAACAUGGGCGGCCAGCGGAGGAACAACCGGUCUCCUAAUCUCCCCGGCAACCAUCUGGGACCAAUAAGGCAACAGAACCGCAAUAUUAACGGUGCCAACUGGUGAAUGGACUCUUGGAUGGAGCCUGGGGUUGUGUGAGGUUAGCUGUUGAGCUCAGAGGAGUGACCAGGCCAACUGUAUAUACAAACGUAUGUGGACACCCCUUCAAAUUAGUAGAUUCAGCUAUUUCAGCCACACCUGUAGCUGACGGGUGUAUAAAGUCGAGCACACAGCCAUGCAAUCUCCAUAGACAAACAAUGGUAGUAGAAUUACCUUAUUGAGGAGCUCAGUGACUUUCAAUAUGGCACUGUCAUAGAAUGCCACCUUUUCCAACAAGUCAGUUUGUCAAAUUUCUGCCCUGCUAGAGCUGCCCCGGUCAAGUAAGUGCUGUUAUUAUGAAGUGAAA